AUCACACAAACAUUUGUCCUAGCAUUCUGAUAUUUAGAACAAAUUACCUCAUUAUUAAAUGAUGCUACGGUUAACUCACGCGAAUUUAUCGGGAUCGCCCGACUAGUUUCGGACCCAACGGGAGUCCUUAAUCAUGACCUGAUUUUGUUGAAUCAGUUUGCCUCGCGAAAAACUAAUCCCUUAACGACCAAAAACAUUUUUUUUGGUAGAUACCUAGUCAUAAUGAUGUUACUUUUCAGUUGAUAUAGGUAAUAUGUACGAUAUAAUUUAAGUAUAUAUCCCAUAGCGACGACUCGACCCGCUCUAAAGUAUUUCUGACGCGUUAAGUUUCAAAAAUAUUCAAGUCACAUGCACAAGACACCCAGACUCAGGACAAGCAUUCGUGGAUCACACAAAUGCCUGUCCUACGCGGGGAUCGAACUAACACGUCGCUCACAGUUUGUCGUGGUGAAGUCAACCACUCGGUUAUCCGUGCAGUCAUUCCUAAAUAUUGUUAUUGUUUCAGCGUUCGGCGUCAAGAGCCCGACGAGUGAACUAGCUCGUUUAGAACAUCGACAGAGCCAUAAUGUGCAACUGAUGAAGGCUUCACUAUAUGCUGAUACAGAAAUGGAAGACGACGCGUCAGUGUCGACGGGCGACCAGUUGGUCCCGGUGUCGGCCCCGCUGCUGGCCGCGCCCGCCCUGCAGCCGCCGCCCGCCCUGCUGCAGCAAGAACCGCCCGCUGAAGCAGACGCACCAGACACUGAAGGUAGGUCUGCAGCAGCCAAACAUUUAGAGUCACCUCACGACACUAAAACACUUGACAUAAGCUGGUCGAUAAAUACAUGCCGCUUGGUGGCACAGGCUUUUAUUUUUUUUACUACUCCCGUUGUAAGGAAUUUAAACUUUGUAUCACGGUUGUUCCACAAACAUUCAAGUCACAAGCACAAGACACCCAGACUCAGGACAAGAAUUCGUGGAUCACACAAACGCUUGUCCUACGCGAGAGAUCUGACGAAACUACAAGACGUCGGUGAUAUUUGGCACCUCAACCACUUGGCUGUCAGUGCAGUCAAGUCUUACUUAGACUGGCCUUUUUAUAUUCGUUAAUAGGUUAAAA
Molecule: messenger RNA, 1099 nt
Organism: Trichoplusia ni (cabbage looper)
Lineage: Eukaryota; Metazoa; Arthropoda; Insecta; Lepidoptera; Noctuidae
Exons: 2
Coding region: 349-1089 (246 amino acids)
Source: RefSeq, a predicted model, not a curated record